GGCCAGGGCGCAGCGCUGCGGAGAGCGAGGGCCGCCUGGAGGCCGGCCGGGGCCCGCGCGGCGAUGAUGAACAGGUUCCGAAAGUGGCUGUACAAACCCAAGCGGUCAGACCCACAGCUGCUGGCCCAGUUCUACUAUGCUGACGAGGAGCUGAACCAGGUGGCCGCGGAGCUGGACAGCCUGGAUGGGCGGAAGGACCCCCAGCGGUGUACACUACUGGUCAGCCAGUUCCGCUCCUGCCAGGAUAACGUGUUAAACAUCAUUAACCAGAUCAUGGACGAGUGCAUCCCCGAGGACCGCGCCCCUCGGGAUUUCUGUGUCAAGUUCCCCGAGGAGAUCCGGCAUGACAACCUGGCUGGCCAGCUGUGGUUCGGGGCUGAGUGCCUGGCUGCUGGUUCCAUCAUCAUGAACCGCGAGCUCGAGAGCAUGGCUAUGCGACCGCUGGCCAAGGAGCUGACCCGCAGCCUGGAGGAUGUUCGGGGCACCCUCCGUGACCAGGCGCUGCGUGACCUCAGCACCUACACAGAGAAGAUGCGGGAAGCGCUGAGGCACUUCGAUGUCCUGUUUGCCGAGUUUGAGCUGAGCUACGUCUCGGCCAUGGUGCCCGUGAAGUCCCCCAGGGAGUACUACGUGCAGCAGGAGGUCAUCGUGCUGUUCUGCGAGACGGUGGAGAGGGCCCUGGACUUUGGGUACCUGACCCAGGACAUGAUCGACGACUAUGAGCCGGCCCUCAUGUUCACCAUUCCUCGGCUGGCCAUCGUGUGUGGCCUCGUGGUCUAUGCGGAUGGACCCCUGAACCUGGACCGCAAGGUGGAGGACAUGUCCGAGCUGUUCCGUCCCUUCCAUUCGUUGCUACGGAAAAUCAGGGAUUUGCUGCAGGCGCUGACAGAGGAGGAACUGCAUACCCUGGAGCGGAGCCUCUGUGUCUGCCAGGACGUGGAGCUCCCCAUCCGGGCAGACGUCCCGGUGCCCACUGCCCUGGCACCUGCUUUUCCCGCAUCCCUUCCCCCUGAGGAGCCACUCUCAGCCGAGGCCAGGAACCCAGAGGCAGAGCUGGCCUGCUCCAUGCAGUACGAUGACCAGGAGCUAGAGGCGCUCAGCCGCAUGGUCCACCGGGCUGGGGACGAGAUGUCAUCUCUGCUCUCGCCACCCAGUGCCUGCCAGUCCCCGGCACACAGGCCAGGGGCAGAGGGCAGCCCCCGAGGGGAGGCUUCUCCAGGCAGAGCGCGGCUGAAGUCGGGCAGUGACGAGGAGGAGCGGGUGUUCUUCAUGGACGACGUGGAGGCGGUGGAGGCCCCUGCCAGGCUGGAGUCGCCAGGUGCUCCGUUUGGGUGGGCAGACAGUGCUGGGACCGGCCCCCAGGAGAGCCGGCAGGGCGGGCAGAGCGAGGAGGAGGGGGUCAGCAAACCUGCUGUGGUGAAGGGGGAGGACUGGAGCAAUAACAACAAUGAGGGUGACCACAGGAGGCUGGCCGCCCUGCCCAGCUCGACCUGCAGCUGCCUGGACUCGCAGCUGUCCCUGGACGGCUGGGAGGUGAGUGCAGAUGACGCCGAGACGGCUGAGAUGAUCGCCCACCGGACGGGGGGCAUGAAGCUCUCGGCCACUGUCAUCUUCAACCCCAAGUCACCCUCCUCCCUGGACUCUGCAGUGGCCACCCAGGAAGCUCCAGGCCACGGCCUUUCCCCACUGGAGCCCGGGGCCCGGGGGGCUGGGGGAAGCUCCCACAAACUCAGCGCUGCGGCCACCAGCUGCCUCCUCCAUUCCUGCGUGUGCUGUGGGAGCUGCGGGGACGGCCGGGAGGAUGCGGUGGAGCACCUGCGGGAGAAGUGUGGCCCAGGGAGCGUCAUCAGUGCCUCGCACCCUGCCACAGGCUUGGCCAAGGCCAGCGACAAGGGCCCCGAGGGACUGGACGAGGCCCAGCCUGCCCCUGAAGCCAUCCUGCCAGUGGAAGACGCCGCCGACAGACAGGAGGGCAAGGCCUCGGCUUCUAGCAAGUGCCUGGCACACACCUCCGGCCCCCAGGAGGACUCGGCAAGCAGGCCGCACACAGAGGGCCAGGCCACGGGCCUGCAGGAGGAGCCGGAGGCCAGGGAGCGGGAUCCUGGGAAGCCCUCUGCGCCCGGAAGGGAGAGUCCGCCAGCAGAUGGGACCCAAGCCCAACCCCAGCACCGGCCAGGCUCCAGCAGCCCCCCAGCUGGUUCCUGCUCCUCAGACAAGACCCUGCUGGAGGCAGCCCCUGUGGCCUCGCCUGUCACCCCCGUGGCCACGAGAGAGAAGAUCCGGUCCAGGUUCCACGGCAGCCAUGACCUGAUCCACCGCCUGUUUGUCUGCAUUUCAGGUGUGGCAGAUCAGCUGCAGACCAACUAUGCGAGCGACCUGAGAAGUAUUCUCAAAACUCUGUUUGAGGUCAUGGCCACCAAGCCAGAAACAGAUGACAAGGAAAAGCUAAAGAAGGUCACCCAGACCCUGCGGAGUGCGGCCUUAGAGGACUGUGCGUUGUGUCAGGAGACCCUGUCAUCCUCAGAACUUGCAGCCAAGACCCGUGACGGGGACUUUGAAGACCCCCCUGAAUGGGUGCCGGACGAGGCCUGCGGCUUCUGCACCGCGUGCAAAGCGCCCUUCACUGUCAUCCGCAGGAAACACCACUGCCGCAGCUGCGGGAAGAUCUUUUGUUCCCGCUGCUCUUCGCACUCGGCACCGCUGCCCCGCUAUGGGCAGGUGAAGCCUGUCCGUGUGUGCACACACUGCUACAUGUUCCACGUCACACCCUUCUACAGCGACAAAGCAGGCAUGUGAUGCAGCACCCAGGCACUCACCAACACACCCAGGGCCAGGACUUCCAGGAAGGAGGCGAUGAGCCUGGCCCUGGUCUGUCCAGGCUGUGCUGCAGGAGGUCUCCUGCAUCUCAUUAAGACACUGCUGCUGCUGCUGCAGACCCGCCCAGGUUUCCAGAAUGUCCAGAGCCUCUGUCCCACCCACCCUGGCCUCCUUACCUGCAGGGACCCCAGGCCAGGUGCAGAACGUGAUAGGAGGUCAGCUUUACCCACCAAGGGGAUCCAGGGACCUAGGGGCUGCCUCUGAAGCAGGUGCCUGCUGGCCUCCACUGGAGCUCCUCCUCCAGCCGGACCUACCAGGCAGGAGAGUGGGCACUGUGAGGCCUUGUCUGCAGCAGAGACUCUGGAAGCAGGAACUAAGGGGCUCCACGGGCCCCAGCACCCUGUCAGGGCUCCUUGCGCCCACCUCAUCCCCAGCACCCACUGCCCGUCUCAGGACCCUGCUAUAAACAACACGCAUCUCAUUUCUUCUUGGAGGGGGAAUGCAGGAGGAAUACGUGCCCUGAACCUGCAUAUUGUCCACUGCCAGUGGAGUGGGGGCUGGCCAGGCACUGACACCCACAGACAGAGGUUGGUUUGGUUUGGGGACCUUGGCUCACCAGGCAGCCCAACACCACCAAGGGCUGCCCACUUGGCCAACAGUGCCCCCUUUCCUCUGCACCCUCUGGGACCCUGGUCCACUUCCACAGAUUCUAGAGCAGCUGGGACCCAUGCUGAGACAUCCAAGUGGCCCCAGUGCAGACACCUCCUCAGGCUUCAAUCUCAGGCUUCACAUUGCAAUGACGAUUGCAGUUUUAUUUUUGGAGAGAUGACACACCUACUGCUUCUUUUAUAGGAUGAAGUCCAAUUACUGUUGAGCAGUGGAAUACUCUUGCACAGAGAUGGCUUCUGUAGGGGAGAAUAUAUAUUGGAGGGAAUAUUAUGUAUUGAGAUUAUUUUUAUUUUCUAACAGCUGUAACUUGAAACCAUUUCCAUAAAUCUAUUUAAAGAUUGCA
Marmota monax (woodchuck) is the source of this 3829-nucleotide messenger RNA. It is a transcript of the gene Zfyve28, whose product is annotated as zinc finger FYVE-type containing 28. The record is from RefSeq and is a predicted model, not a curated record. The transcript has 13 exons. Lineage: Eukaryota; Metazoa; Chordata; Mammalia; Rodentia; Sciuridae. The coding region runs from base 64 to 2796 and encodes 910 amino acids. Gene Ontology annotation, molecular function: metal ion binding. Gene Ontology annotation, biological process: negative regulation of epidermal growth factor-activated receptor activity. Gene Ontology annotation, cellular component: early endosome membrane.